AUUAGGCUUCCCACUCACCCUGUCAUCAAUUCUCUCAAUCAUCUAUCGCACCAUGUCUGACUCUCAGUUUGAAGUUAAAGAGAUCCUGACAAAAGAGGAGUACCGCCGUCUGGUCGACGUCCUCUGGUCGGCCAACUCCCAUCCCUACAAUGCAGUAUGGACGGCGGUCCAUCCAGUCUCGGGGCAUACGGCUGAAGACCGAGUGAAAGACAAGGCGUAUGACUGUGAGGUGCGCUGGGCCGCCCACGAGAAGAACCCGGCCUCCCAUCUCAUCUAUGCAAUCGACAAGCAAACUGGACGGGUUGCCGGCGGCUGUGAAUGGCUCAUCUUCCGGAAGAACCCGUUUCCUAACGGACCUCAGCCCAUUCCCUGCACGUGGUACCCCGAGGGUUCCGAAAGAGCCGAGUACGCCAGCCACAUGCUCAGCCAGGCCUUCUUUCCGCGCCAAAGCUGGUUUCAGCGUCCUCAUGCGGGCGUCAAUGCCAUGGGCGUUCAUCCGGACUUCCGCCGUCGUGGGGUAGGGCGUCUUCUCAUGGAGUGGGGUCAUGAGAGGAUCGAUCCCCUUGGGUACGAGAGUUUUAUCGAGGGAAGCCCCACGGGUCGCUUCUUGUACGAAGAGUGCGGGUACAAGAGGGUUCUUUGUCUCCAUAUUGACUUUGCGAAGAAGAACCCUAGUGAUGAGUGGAACAGGCUAGUUCACGAGUGCCUUCCCCCGCCCAUCCUUCUGCUCUGGAGGCCACCACGGGGAGAGUGGACGGACAAGGUACCGGUGGGACCAUGGGCUGUGACGGAGAAGACGUGGGAGGAGACUGGUGCCGAAGUUGCUCAGGAGAGUGCUUAGAUUAGACAACGUUUUGCUUGGAGCGGUCCGGGG
Messenger RNA from Aspergillus ibericus CBS 121593, 874 nucleotides. RefSeq names its product putative GNAT family acetyltransferase. The transcript has 3 exons. Bases 53 to 841 code for a protein of 262 amino acids. The record is from RefSeq and is a predicted model, not a curated record. Gene Ontology annotation, molecular function: acyltransferase activity, transferring groups other than amino-acyl groups. Lineage: Eukaryota; Fungi; Ascomycota; Eurotiomycetes; Eurotiales; Aspergillaceae.